Molecule: messenger RNA, 2243 nt
Organism: Sus scrofa (pig)
Lineage: Eukaryota; Metazoa; Chordata; Mammalia; Artiodactyla; Suidae
Source: RefSeq, a predicted model, not a curated record
CUCAACCAGUUCUACUCUCUUGAAAUAGAAGGGAGUCAUCUUGUUCAAAGCAAGAACAGGAGUCUCAUAGAUGGGAAAAUUCGUGAAAUGCAAGCGUUUUUUGGAUUGACAGUGACUGGAAAACUGGACUCAAACACUCUUGAGAUCAUGAAGAUGCCCAGGUGUGGGGUACCUGAUGUGGGUCAGUAUGGUUACACUCUCCCUGGCUGGAAGAAAUACAAUCUCACCUACAGGUAAUGCUUCUGCAAUUUAUGCCCCUCCCCUUAAAAGGAACAGGCAUAUGACCUCCAAGCAACAAAAAUAAUCAUAGUCUGAUUUGCCAAGCACUUCCUAUGCUCAUGGCACUUGAUAGAUGAUGUAGGCACCACUGUUAUUACCGCCUUAGACACAGCGAAAGUGAAAAAGCUUCUUUAGCAUAGUUUGGGUUACACAGCUCUUCCCAACAGGCUGAUCCUGGCAAAUUUGCUCUAAUCUGUGGCCUCUGCCAUGUCCAUACAAGCUCAGGACUGGAAGCCCUGCCGUCUGAUUAAUGACACUUAAAGGUACAAAUGAAGUGUGCAGAAGGGAAAAUCGGAAGACCGGAGAGCAUAUCCAGUUCCUGUUAGUGAUGUAUGGAAAUCAUACUGUCAAAUCUCAGAUGGACCCCAGACAUCUCAAGGAAGGGGACUGGCUUAUUGGCAGAAAGAGGAAGAGAAUCGUAAAUUACACUCCAGAUAUGGCACGAGUUGAUGUGGACGAGGCUAUCCAAAAAGGCAUAGAAGUGUGGAGCAAUGUGACUCCACUGACAUUCACCAAGAUUUCCAAGGGCAUUGCAGACAUCAUGAUUGCCUUUAGGACCCGAGUCCACGGUCGGUGUCCUCGUUAUUUUGAUGGCCCCUUGGGAGUCCUCGGCCACGCCUUUCCUCCUGGUCUGGGUCUGGGUGGAGACACUCAUUUUGAUGAAGAUGAAAACUGGACCAAGGAUGGAACAGGACUCAGCUUGUUUCUUGUGGCUGCUCAUGAAUUUGGUCAUUCACUGGGGCUCUCUCACUCCAAUGAUCCAACAGCUCUGAUGUUCCCAAAUUAUGUCUCCAUGGAUCCUAGCAAAUACCCACUUUCUCAGGACGAUGUCAAUGGAAUCCAGUCCAUCUAUGGACGUCAACCUACAGGACCCGCUAAGUCAAAGGAACCCACUGUACCCCAUGCCUGUGACCCUGACUUGACUUUUGAUGCUAUCACCACUUUCCGCAGAGAAGUAAUGUUCUUUAAAGGCAGGCACCUGUGGAGGAUCUAUUAUGAUAUCACCAAUAUUGAAUUUGAACUAAUCUCUACAUUCUGGCCAUCUCUGCCAGCUGAUAUUCAAGCAGCAUAUGAGAACCCAAAAGAUAAGAUUCUGGUAUUUAAAGAUGAUAACUUCUGGAUGAUCAGAGGAUAUGCUGUCUUGCCAGAUUAUCCCAAAUCCAUCCGUACAUUAGGCUUUCCAAGACAGGUAAAGAAAAUUGAUGCAGCUGUCUGUGACCACAACACAAGAAAAACCUACUUCUUUGUGGGUAUUUGGUGCUGGAGGUAUGAUGAAGUGACCCAAACCAUGGACAAAGGGUAUCCACGGAGGGUGGUGAAAUAUUUCCCAGGGAUUGGUCUCCGAGUUGAUGCCGCUUUCCAACACAAAGGAUUCUUCUAUUUCUUCCGUAGAUCAAAGCAAUUUGAAUAUGACCCUAAGACAAAGAACAUUACCCGAAUGAUGAAAACCAAUACCUGGUUUCAGUGUAGAGAACCAUUAAAUUCAUCAUCUGAUUUUACUAUCAGUGAGGAAAAAGAACAUUCAGGAGGAGUGGAGUUGAUUUAUCACAAGAAUUUAAACUUGCUUAUUUUCAGUAUUGUUCAUGUGCUUAAAAAAAUCUAUAGUUAUCAAUAAAGUCAUAGACCUAAAAUAAACCUGAAGGGGACUUUUAAUCUGAACUCUGCCUCAAAGAAGAAUAAAACUAUUAUUUAACAUCAAGUUGCCAGUCCUAGUUCUAAAUAUCUAUCAGAUGAAGAGUCAACAGCUAUUUUGAGCUGCCUGAUUCUUUUUACAGGAAGUUAGGUAUCAACAAAACUCUCCCUGUACUUUAAACAUAUUUUUUGCUUUGUAGGCUUGAAGAAGUAAGCCAUGUGUCUUAUAAUAACAAAAUACUGAGAACAUGUAUUAAACCAGCCUUUAGCAUUCUAUUUUGUCUGGAACUUUGGAGUUGGAAAGACUCAAUAAACUGCAUCCCUCAUACCUA